Morchella importuna is the source of this 1512-nucleotide messenger RNA. RefSeq lists its product as uncharacterized. The transcript has 13 exons. Bases 1 to 1512 code for a protein of 503 amino acids. The record is from RefSeq and is a predicted model, not a curated record. NCBI's taxonomy places the organism in Eukaryota, Fungi, Ascomycota, Pezizomycetes, Pezizales, Morchellaceae.
AUGGCAGAAUAUGUUCCCUAUUUCGACGGAAUGAAACUUGGCCAAGGCUACAACACAUAUGUCCAACAAACAUGCGUAGAAGAUGCGGUCACUAUUACCCCUCAGAAACCUGGCGGCGAUGGAGGUGUACAGAAGAGCUAUAGCUCGGUCCUGAUCGAAGACUAUGACCAGCUCACGAGAUCUCUCCAGAUAUCUGGCGCUGCGGCCAUUAGUGGCUGGGGAGUAAACCUAGAGAUAGACACCACCUUCCUGAACCGCACCGAGUUCGAAACGAGCGAUAUCACGUAUCAAGUGUUGGUUCAGGGGAAAAAUCAGGCAGACGCAUCGAGCAAGGCAGAAUUUAACUGGUAUGAGGCCAGUAAUCCGCACGAAACGUAUGGUGACAGAUAUAUCGCCGACUUCAUUACUGGAGGUACCUUUUUUGCUCGAGUUUCAAUGAAGGUCCGGAAGAAGCAUAUAAUUGAAGAUAUCAAGGCAUCAGCCAAACUUGCUUUCUCCUGUUUCAUGGUAGGCGGGUCAGUUACUGCCGAAGUCGAAAGCGCCAUGAAAACGAUAGGUCAGUAUAGUGAUACAAGUAUUAUAAUGCACAGUGAAGGAAGUGGGAACUAUACUAGGGACACCCCGGCAGAUCUUUUGGACUUAAAGCGGAGAGCGGAUGAGUUUUAUGACCACAUGAGUGAACAAAGCUAUAGAAGAUUUGCUCUGCUCGGCCAGUACGGGAAGUUACCAAACUUCAAGAAUCAUUUCAAGCCGUUGAAUUACUCUUAUGCAACGCAGAAGAGUUGGGAAAUCUUUGAUUCAUUCUCUAGAUAUCUGUUUUUCAAAGACCUCAUAGAAAGAAUCCCAAUCGAGAAGUUUGUGAACGGAGGUGAAACAAGGAGAGAUCUUCUCAAUUUCCGGAUAGAUGAAAUGGCAAAAAUACAAGCCAAGGUUCUGAGUGUAAAGGCAGACCCCGCCGUCGUGAACCAGCCCGGCCAGUUUGAGGAUGCAGAUAGUUUCCGUCUGAGGAUUCUGAACGGUGUAAAGGCCGUUGAACUUCACUUUGCGAGCAACGUUGAUCCGGUCCACUCAGACAGGACCCUAAACAAAUUCUACGAGCACAGAUCUGAAAUUCCGAACUACUUGCUUCUACGAUUCUCUUUGAAAGUAUUCGACUUUUCUGCCAUUUUGGGCACAACACUUGUGUCGUUUGGCGUUGAACAGGAACUCUUCGGCUCGACUGCUACUUCUGGAGAACACAUAUCUGAUUGGGAAAGCGGCUUCACCGAGGAGCGUUAUUUCUGGGCAUUCUUCAGCCGAGGCGGCGGCCAGGAUGAUGGGAUUCUUGUUGAUGUGCUCUAUCCAAACUUAGAGAUCUCCUUGUUAUCAUCUCGUGUGGAUAGGAGUAGCUCGGACCAGAAUCAUAAGGGCAUGAGUAAUUUGGACGCUCCGAUUUUCAUCCAGUCAAGGGGAAACGUACCACUUGACUGGUACAAGCGGAAGUUUUGUUUUUACAGUCAUUCUGUAUCCUGA